AUGGCCAGCAAAUCAGAGUCGGCUCCUUCACCUGCACAGGGCGUUGGCCCUCUGUACCGUCCCGAUGGCGAGAAGCCCACUGCGACUGUAUCUAAGGAAGUAUCCUAUGACAAUGUCCAUGUGCUGCCCCAAACACCUCAGUUGAUCGCUUUGUUGACGAUGAUCAGAGACAAGCGAACAAGUCGCGCCGACUUCAUUUUCUAUUCUAACCGCAUUAUCCGUUUGCUGGUGGAAGAAGGUCUCAACCACCUCCCAGUCGUCGAGCAGUCCGUCACCACCCCCGUUGGAACAGCCUACCUCGGAGUCAAGUUUGAGGGAAAGAUCUGUGGUGUAUCCAUCAUGAGAGCUGGAGAGGCCAUGGAACAAGGGUUGCGGGAUUGCUGCCGUUCGGUUCGCAUUGGAAAGAUCCUCAUUCAACGCGAUGAGGAGACAUGCAUGCCUAAGCUGUUCUACGACAAACUACCUACCGAUAUUGCGGAGAGAUGGGUCCUGCUCUUGGACCCCAUGUUUGCAACUGGUGGUUCUGCCACUCUUGCCGUAGAGACACUGAAGGAGAGAGGAGUUCCCGAGCACCGCAUCCUUUUCCUCAAUCUUAUUGCCAGCCCAUCUGGUGUUGCUGAAUUCGCAGAGAGGUUCCCUAAGCUCCGGGUCGUGACAUCGUUCAUCGACCAAGGACUAGAUGAGAAGAAGUAUAUUGUCCCCGGCCUGGGUGAUUUCGGUGACAGAUACUACACUCUAUAA
This is a messenger RNA of Penicillium brevicompactum, 741 nucleotides long. Its product is annotated as uracil phosphoribosyltransferase. The record is from RefSeq and is a predicted model, not a curated record. The transcript is spliced from 4 exons. The coding region runs from base 1 to 741 and encodes 246 amino acids. Lineage: Eukaryota; Fungi; Ascomycota; Eurotiomycetes; Eurotiales; Aspergillaceae.